Molecule: messenger RNA, 3900 nt
Organism: Coccidioides immitis RS
Lineage: Eukaryota; Fungi; Ascomycota; Eurotiomycetes; Onygenales; Onygenaceae
Product: beta-N-acetylglucosaminidase
Exons: 4
Coding region: 739-3552 (937 amino acids)
Biological process (GO): carbohydrate metabolic process; peptidoglycan turnover
Molecular function (GO): hydrolase activity, hydrolyzing O-glycosyl compounds
Source: RefSeq, a predicted model, not a curated record
GGCCGGGUGACAGCACACUUCUUCCCGCGAGACUCGCUGUCGUCCUCCCAGGCGACAACCAACCCUGCCGCCGUUUGACGGUCAUCGUCAUCGCGAGUCGUCAAAGCUGCGGCUGGCUGGCGACCUUAUGUCAGCAACCCGCCCAAUCAGCACACCGCAAGCCGGCCACCACUUUUCUCCGCGCUCGUCCAAACCGCAAAACCGUCGAACGUCCGAGAAAAGGGCUCGCGAAGCUGCAUGGAGUGCAGCUUAACCGCCUCCUCUCUGGACAGUUAGCUGGCUCCCAGAGCUCGGCAGCUCCAGCCCAGAUCCAAAGAGAUUGGCCUGAAAGCUGGUACCGUCAGACUGGCUGUGUUUCAUUGUUUUUGCCCCCCACGCCAGUCAACAUUAGCUACUCCGUACACCUGAAGCUGCACACUGUGACUGUUAUAGACCCGCAGCCAGUGCGCCAUUUUGCCGCAUCAUUCUAUUUCUCCCCCUCCAUUACAUCUCGAUAGCUACUGCAAGGCCCGGGUUUCCCCUGGCCCCUUCUGGACCCGUCUGUUUUCCCCAGUUUACUGUACAGCUCCUUGCUCCACUGCUGUUGAUCUUAAAGAGAUCGUGUGGCCUUUGAGCCCCAGCGCUCCCGCCCCCCGAUCCUCCACGUCAGACGUUAAAGUAAAAUUCGUUUUUUUGCUUACCGGGGAGAACCAAUUCGGCUGGAAAGAGAAGGGCACCACGGGUUCCCCCGUCGCCGCCAUGGCAGCGGCUAGGGAGGAAGAGUCGCUCCCAGAAUGGGACUGCAACGAGCUCGACAGGCAGAUGGGCCAGCUCUUUGUCAUGGGCUUUGAUGGAACUAGCGUCGAUCCCCAGAUCCGGUCACUUAUCGAGGACUAUCGGCUUGGUUCGAUCAUUCUGACUGCCAAGAAUCUUAAAUCGGCAGAAGAAACCACAAAGCUCGUGUUAGAGCUUCAGACUAUUGCCCGGGAUGCUGGUCACCCUGCUCCACUCAUGAUUGGCCUCGAUCAGGAGAAUGGAGGCGUCAACAGUCUUUUCGAUGAGAUCUAUAUCCGCCAAUUUCCGAGCGCUAUGGGAAUCGCGGCUACUGGAUCGAAGUCUCUAGCAAGGGAAGUUGCGAAAGCCACUGCUCAAGAGCUCAGUGCUGUCGGAGUCAAUUGGAUCCUUGGUCCGGUCCUGGAUGUCUUGAACAACGCAAGAAGUCAGCCUUUGGGAGUCAGAAGUAUUGGGGAUGAUGCUCAAGAGGUAUCAGCCUACGGUGUUGAGUUCAUGAAGGGCUAUCAGGAAGCGGGCUUGGUUACUUGUGGGAAGCACUUUCCAUCUUAUGGAAACCUUGAAGUGCUAGGAAACCAAACGGACGUCCCUGUUAUCACAGACACGCUUGAGCAGCUCAGCAUGAGUGCCCUUGUCCCUUUUCGAAACGCAAUUGCACAGGGGAUUGAUUCUAUGAUGGUUGGUGGUUGCGCGAUGUCAUCGGCUGGUGUGAACGUGAUGCACGCUUGCUUGUCCGAGCAAGUUGUCGAUGACUUGCUUCGGAAGGACCUCAACUUCAACGGCGUCGUGGUCUCUGAAUGCCUGGAAAUGGAAGCGCUCAGUUUCAACAUUGGAGUAGGAGGAGGAACGGUAAUGGCGAUGAAAGCUGGCUGCGACUUGAUACUCCUUUGCCGGUCAUUCUCAGUUCAGCAAGAAGCAAUCAAUGGCUUGAGACUUGGGGUUGAGAACGGUAUCAUCAAUAAAGAACGGAUCAGGCAAUCAGUGCAGAGAGUUCUUGACAUGAAAGCCCGCUGUACAUCGUGGGAGAAGGCAUUAAACCCUGCCGGCAUCAGUCUUCUCUCCCAAAUGCAACCAUCCCACACCAGUCUAUCCACCAGGGCCUAUAAUAGCUCCAUUACCAUCGUCAGAGACAAAAACAACCUCCUUCCACUCACCAGCGUCCUGGAACCCGACGAAGAGCUUCUCCUUCUCACACCUUUAGUCAAACCUCUGCCCGCAUCUGCUGUGUCCCUCUCAAUCACUGAAAGUAGCAGAGAAACGGUUCUUUCCACAGAUACAGUCUCCUGGGAGCGCAGUGCGUCUGUCAUGAGCGGGGAGAGCGUUUUUCGCGAAUUUGGGCGCUCGCUAGCUCGACAUAGAAACGGUCGCGUUCUCCAUACAUCAUAUACCGCCAAUGGAGUUCGCCCAGUCCACGAAAAUCUUAUUAAUCGCGCAAGCGGUGUCAUCGUUGUCACCGCUGACUCGAACCGAAACCUCUAUCAGUAUGGCUUCACAAAACAUGUUGCCAUGAUAUGCAAUGCACAGUUUGCAGCAAAUGGAGAUAGGCGUUCCAAACCACUUGUGGUAGUGGCAGUGAGCUCACCUUAUGACUUUGCCACAGAUCAGUCCAUUGGAACAUAUGUGUGCACAUACGAUUUUACAGAAACAGCUCUUCAGGCGUUGGUCAAGGUUUUAUACGGAGAUUUGACGGCUACCGGCGUUCUUCCCGGCACCUUGAGCCGCAGCCAGAAGCUUCACCAGUCAAGGCAGCAUUGGCUUGUAGAAAAUUGGAAUGAGGAUCGCGAUGCGAACGCAUUGGACGAACUGCUCACCGCUAUCCGCGAAGACAGCACGCACAACCAACGAUCGGCUCUUGCAGGUGUUACAUCCAAUACAUUCUUGUUACGAAAUUCUGAUGUUGAAGAGGCGCAUUUUGUUGUCAGGAAUAGCAGCACUCAGGCGCUGUAUGGGUUCUGCUCGACAUACUUCUUCAAGUCCACUGGGACUGCUGUAAUUGGCGCCCUGAUCGUCGAUCCGGGGAGGCGAAAGCUGUCGAUUGGAAACUCUUUACACAAUCGUGCAAUUCGAUCAUUGAUGCAGAGACAAGGCGUGAGGCGAUUCCAGUUGGGCUCACGGCUCCCAGGGGUAUAUCUUGGUAUUCCGACAGGAAACCCAGUAGAGAGAAAACGUCUCCGUCAGUGGUUCGCCAGUCUGGGUUGGAAUACGUCUUUAUCCAGACCUGUUUGCACAAUGAUCCUCCCAAAUCUGGGGGAGUGGACGCCACCAGAAGGCCUUACUCGAACUUUGAAGAGUGCGGAAGUGAGUUACGAUCUGGUUUAUGGCCUGGACUAUGCAGAAGCAAUCCUCGAUCACGUUAAGACGAAUUCACGGCAGGGAGUUAUGGAGAUAUACAAAAUGGCGUUAAGUGGGUCUUCUGCGAAUGGAAUCAUUCGCGCUAAACGGAAUGGCGAUGACGCUAUCUUGGGGACUGUUGUUGUGUACACCAGUGAAUCGACGCUGGCCGAAUUCGUUCCCACAGUGAAGGAGGCGCGUCCUAUGGGUGGAGGAAUCUCCUCAGCGGUCAUCUCCCCUUCUGCCGGGGAGUAUUCGACCAUCGUUCAAGGCCUGAUUUUACUGGGAAUCAAGCAAUUACGUAGCCAGGGGGCCAGUGCGGUGGUUCUGGAUUGUGUGGAUGGGGACGGCAAUUUCGAUGGUCUGUCGGCCAUGGGGUUCUCUACGCUCCACAGCUUCGAGGAGGUGACCUGUGAUGCGGCCACCUGGAACAUGUUGACUUCGUCGUGAUAAUCGAUCAACCGCUACAGAAAUGCAUUUUUAUUUGCGAUCCAUUCGCUAGGGGGAGCAUUUACACGCCUGGCGUACAUAGGAAGCGGUGUAACGGUGGCUAAAGAUUAAUUUGAUGGGGUUUCUUUUUGGUUGGGGGCCAUCGCAUCGCAUCGUCUUGCUUCGACCCCAUUUUGUAAGUAUGUUUGUAUGUACAGUACAUACAUGCUUUGGAUAUCCAGUUUGCCUCUAGAAGACCGUCUGGACAUGACUACUUUUGUCAAAGAUUCGGGAAUUUUUUUUGACGAUUUUCUUUCUUUGUUUAUUAUUAUUAUUAUUAUUAAUUUUUUUUUAUUAUUUAUUAUUUAC